Messenger RNA from Pleuronectes platessa (European plaice), 10399 nucleotides. RefSeq names its product coiled-coil domain containing 88C (gene ccdc88c). The transcript has 31 exons. Gene Ontology annotation, biological process: cytoskeleton-dependent intracellular transport; cytoplasmic microtubule organization. Gene Ontology annotation, cellular component: centrosome; cytoplasm. NCBI's taxonomy places the organism in Eukaryota, Metazoa, Chordata, Actinopteri, Pleuronectiformes, Pleuronectidae. Gene Ontology annotation, molecular function: microtubule binding; dynein light intermediate chain binding. The coding region runs from base 589 to 6483 and encodes 1964 amino acids. The record is from RefSeq and is a predicted model, not a curated record.
UCUGGUCUCAGAGUCCGGUUGAUGGAGCGAAGGAGAGGAGAAAGCGACAGGGACGCGGUGGACAUGUAGAAACAACGGAAACAACAGCUGUAACGUUCCAUGUCCAUCUCACGUCGUGGUUUUUUUUAGCUUAUUUCUACUAUGUGGAGUUUCCCUUUUUCCACGGUGGUUUCGUCGCUUUACGGUCCGAGUCCUGUAUCCCUGGCAACGCGACCAACUGUCCUUCGAAGUUUGGAUCAAGUGUUUUUUACCUCCGACGGAAAACAGACUGGAUAUUAAACCGCUAGACCAACAGAACUUACUCUGGGGGCAUGCUACCGUGUGUGGAAGUUCUCCAAACGGCCCCCGUUCACAACUAACUUGCUUUUAAUUCGAAAUUUUUGUUUAGGGAAACGGGACAGCGCGAGACAAUAGUGGCGAGGGAGAGAGGGAGCUCGUGCACGGGAAGAGGAGGGUAGGGGGAGUCGGUGCCUCGCGGGGGCUUUGUUCUGCCCCGGGGAGAGAGGUGGCGGAUAUCGACCGACCGAGCGGUGGAUUUAAUGAUUAGCUGGUGAUUAAAAAGUGGAGUCGGAAGCCGUGGGAACAACCAUGGACGUGACUCUGUCCGAGUUACUGGCCACUUUCAUGGAGUCACCGCUGGUUGUGUGGGUGCGGUUGUUGGGGCCGCUGGGUUCAUGUGACGAUGUGGGCUCAGAGGAGCGAGUCAGCAUGUUCAUGGAGCUGGUGGAUGGGGUUUUCCUGCACAAGAUCAUGACACACAUUGACCCUAGCCCCAGUAACCAGAGAUUGAACAAGAAUGUGAACAAUGACAUGUCGCUUCGCCUUCACAACCUGACUGUUCUCACCAGGCACAUCAGGACUUUCUACCAGGAGAACUUACAGCAGUUAAUAGUCAUGCCCCUUCCUAACAUCCUCUACAUAGCUAAGGAUCCAAUAUCAGCCAAGAGCAUGGAAGAACUGAAAAGAAUGUUGUUGCUGAUACUAGGCUGUGCUGUUCAGUGUGAGCGUAAGGAGGAGAUGAUAGAGAAGAUCAAACUGCUGAACAUCGAGACCCAGGCCGCCAUCGUCUCUCACAUCCAGGAGGUUACCCAUAACCAACUGAAUGUACUCGACCUCUCCUGGCUGGAGGAGGGAGCAGAGCUUGUGCGUGAAGAGCUAGAGCCUCUGUCCCGUAACAUGGCUACAUCACUACAGCAACUGAUUGACCAGAGGGACAAAGCCAGUGAGGUGAUUUUGGAUUUGACCCAGGAGAGGGAUUACCUGUUCAGUCAGCAGCCCCAGGAAGGAUGCAGGAACCUGGGCAUGAGCAGCCCACAGCGAGAGCAGAGCGCUGGAGGUGUGGGAGUAAAUGUUGGAGGAUCAGCUCUGACUCUGACCAAAGAAGAGAGACAGCAUCUCUCUGUGGAGCUUGCUGAUACCAAGGCCAAGCUCCGCAAAUACAGACAAGAACUCGAGGAAAAAACCGAGCAGCUGAUGGAUUCAAAGCAUGAAGGGGAGCGUCUGGAUCAGGAGUUACAGAAACUAAAACAAGAGAAUCAGUCGCUAUCUUGUGAGGCUCGCUCAGCCCGAGUGUAUCGGGACGAAGUGGACUCUCUGAGGGAGAAAGCAUCCAGGGUGGACAGGCUGGAGACUGAACUGACCAGAUGUAAAGAAAAGCUCAAUGAUGUUCACUUCUACAAGACCAGAGUAGAGGAGCUUCGUGAGGACAACUUUACUCUGAUGGAGACAAAGAUGUUGCUGGAAGAGCAGCUGUCAGCCUCUAGGGGGCGUUUUGAAAAACUUCACACUCUGGAGAAAGACAACCUUUUACUACGAUCUAAGAUACACGAUCUGGAAAUGGAGAGGGACAAUGAACGUCAGAGGCUGGAAGAACUUGUGGAGGAGAACAUGCUGCUGGAGAUUGGACAGAAACAGAGUAUGAACGAGUCAGCUCAUCUCGGCUGGGAGCUGGAGCAGCUGAGCAAAAACCAUGACAACACUAAGACAGAGAGUCGUAAGUCACUGGUCCAUGAGCUUAACGAGUGUGUUUCCAGUCGAGUGUUGAAGCUUGAGAAGGAAAACCGGGAGCUCCAGUCCUCUAUAGACAGACUGAAGGAAGACAAUCACCUCCUGCAGGAGCAGCAGCUCUACACCCAGGAGCUGGACAGGGAGAACCAGAGUUUGAGCAAGAAGUUGGAGCGUAUGCAGGGCUUAUUGGACCAGGAGAGACUGACAAAUCAGGACAUGGAAUCUCUGGGGGAGGAAAUUUUGAAGGAAAAGCAGAGUCUGGAGAGAGAUAUGCAUGUUCUGAGGGCAGAGAAGGAUCAGCUGAUCUCGGAGUUGGAGAGUGAGAAGCAUCACCUGUCUGAUGCGGUGAUGUCCCUUCAGGAGCGUGCACAGUCCAACAGUGAGGCAAGAGUCCGUGAGGUGGAAACAGACAACCGUUUACUGCACCAGAGCAUCACCGAUACCAGCUCCCGAUUGGCCAGCUUGGAAACUCAACUCAAAGUAUCACAUGAGGAAGCAGAGCGGCUGAGGGAGAAGGCAGGAAGGUGCGAGGAGGCGGAGAGAGAGGCAAUAAGGCUGGAGCGGAGCAGGGACACUGUGAACAGAGAAGUGGUGUCUCUGCGGGCAUGCAGCGAGCGGUCAGAGGCGCUUGAGAAACAGGUGUCCUCAUUUGAGCAGGAGGUGCACCGACUGAAGAGGGAGACAGAUGAAGCCCAGCAACAGCUGCAGCACCUGAAAAGGCACGAGGUAGAGAACAGCCUGCUGUCAAAAGAGAACCUUGACCUCCGCUGCUCAAUGGAAAACCUGCGCUCCUCAUCCGCUCGUCUAGCUACCCUGCAGGAGGAGCAUACAGAAAUCCAGAGAGAGACACAGGAGCUGAAUAGGAGGCUUGAAGAGGUCAGAGAGGAGGCACAAACAGAGAGGAAGAGGGCAGAAAGGCUGGAGGUGAACAUGGCAACUCUGAAUCAGGAGAAGCAUCGAUUAGAAGAGGAACUAGAGAGGAGUAAAGAUGAGAGGGAGGAGGUAGAGAGGAAGAGACAGGAGACGCAGAGCAGGAUGGAGGAAUGGAGAAGGGAAGUAGAGGACCUGAAAGAGGAGCGUAAAAGGAGGGAGGAAGGAGACAAGGAGAGGAGGAAGCUACAACUGGACCUGGAGCAGUCAGAGAAGGGCAGAAAGCACCUUGAGAAGGAGAGCUUGAAGAUCAGAACUCUGCUGGAGGGAAAAGAGACAGAACUUGAGGAGAGGGUAAGACUAUUGGCUACAAUUGAAAAGGAAGGCGGAGCGCUGAGUAAGGAAGUGGACAGGCUGAAGGAGGUGGCAGUCAAAGCCAAAGAGCUGGAGCGGGAGAACAAGGAUCUACACAAACAGGCGACUAUUGACAAGAGAACUCUGGCUACACUGAGAGAGGAGCUGGUGUCAGAGAAGUUGAGUGUUCAGCAGCAGAGUGUUGAGUUAGAAAGACUCAAUGAAGAACUGGAGAAGAUUGGACUGAACAGAGACAAACUACUGCAGCAGGAGCACACCCUGGAAGACAGCAGGUACAGGCUGCUGGAGUCUCGGCUGGAGGAAACUGUCCAACAGACAAUGAAGAUUAAGGAGGAGAAAAUAUUCACUCUGGAAAAGAAGCUACAUGAGAGCCACACACUCAACGCUACGUUACGUGCUGAACGAGCUAAUGGUCACACGACAGUUUCUGCCCUGAGUCAUAAACAGAAGGAGGAAGAAAACCAAAUCUCCCAGCAGCGAUUCGGUUUUGACCAGGGUCAAAGGUCAGCCACUGCUGAGCUUCUACGAAUCAAAGAUCAUCUUAUUGAUGUGGAAAAGAAAAAUGCCUCCUUUCAAACAGAGACCACUCUGUUGAAGGAGCAGCUUAAACAGCUGGAGAACCAGAACAAUUCUCUUAACAACCAGAUAGUGGCGCUGCAGCGACAUACCACCACACUGCAGGAACAGAACUCAUCCCUACACACACAGACUGCAAAGCUGCAGGUGGAGAACUCUACACUCUCUUCCCAGAGUGCAUCUCUCAUGGCCCAGAAUGCUGUGCUGCAAGGCCAAGUCACUGCCUUGGAGACAGAGGUAGAGUCGUGGCAGCGACAGCGUGAGGAGGCGUGGCGGGCUCGGGAAAGUGUGCUCAGUGACCACGAACGCCUUCUGAGCGUCCAUGAGAGGCAAGCGCACGAGUAUGAGCAGCUUAUCAGUCAGCACGCUGCACUGAAAUACAAACAGAGGGCGCUAGAGAGUGAACAAAGGACUCUGCACAGCAAGCAUUGCGUUUUGCUGCAGCAGAAGGAGAAGUGGGAUGAACAGGCAGGGCAUGGUCAGAAAGAGAAGGAAGAACUUAACCAAGAGAUCCAGAAGAAUCGGCUACUGCAGCAAGAGAAUCUGCAGCUAAAAACAGAAGUGGACAGAUUGACAGAGAGCCAAUCACAGCACUCAGAGAAGAGUGAAGGACUUCAGCAGAGAAUGAACGAACUUAGGAAGUCAUUAAGCUCUGCCCAGCUGGAGGAGAGUCAAUGGAAGGCACAAUACGAUUCACUGAUGGAACAACACCAGGGCCUGGAUCUUACCAUGACCAAACUAGACAACCACUGUGAGCUGCUGAGUCGACUGAAAGGGAACCUGGAAGAGGAGAACCACCACCUCCUGAGUCAGAUCAACCUGCUGAGUCAGCAGAACCACACCCUGCUUGAGAGGAGCAUGGAGAGCAAAGAGCUCUAUCACCAGGAGCAGAAACUAUACAUUGACAAGUUGAAUACUCUUCGUCGGCAAAAGGAGAAACUAGAAGAAAAGAUCAUGGACCAAUACAAGUUCUACGACCCAACACCUAAAAAGAGGAGUCAGUGGUCUGGAGCCAAAGCUUUAGUCAACCUGAUCAAACCCAGGAAGGACAGCAGCAGGGAUAGAGGGGGCGACCGGGACAAGGAAGGGGUCAAGGAGAAAGACCGAGCAAAGAGUGCCCCAGACAUCCCGCUACCUGCCCCACCCCCACUCCUCCCCCCCGAGACGCCGCCCCCUCUUCCCCAGCGGUUGGGAAGUGACACGCAAGAGGUGGGCCACGCUCACAGUAGUCUAAACAACCACAUCAGCAGCCCCGGCCUUGGGUCCCAGAGUCCAGCGCCACUGACACCCAUCAGAGGUUUGACUGACAGGAGCCACAGAGUUUUCCAGAGCAGUACACCAGGAGGCAGCAGUGAGAGUGUCAAUGGAGAAGAUGGACACGGACAAGGUCAGACCUAUAAAACUCUGAGCUCCACUCCGAGCCACCACUUGUCCUCACUGGGCCUAAGCAACAAUUCCAGCUCCAGAAUUGGACCAGGCCCUAGCCGCAGAUCCAGAGGUCUGUUACUUAAUGAAGACUCUUGCCACAAUACAUCUGACUCUGUGUUUGGUCACCAUGGCAACAUUGGAGGUCGCCCAGGAUCGGCAGACUUUAGCCACAACACCUCCAGCUCCAACUCACCUGUGAAUUGCAGAGACUCACUGGAUUGUCCGGGGCGCUCAGCCAGCCUCUCAAGUGACGAUAUCAUGGGUCUCAGCCGAUCACAGCAGACUCUGUCGCGUAGCUCCACCCUCCCAUACGACCACUCACCCCAGAGGGCCCAACCUCAACGUGGAGGCGGAGUUAGAACCAAGAUAAGGUCAUCAUCACCUGGAAGUGAGAUGGUGUCGCUGGAGGAGUUUUUACAGGAGAGCAACUUGAAGUCACCUCCUAUGGUCUCUACAGGAAGCAAGGAAGACUUGAUGACUGACUAUUUCACCAGAAGUCCUGCCGCCUCAGUUCCCACUAUCAGAGAUCAGGUGGCUCCAACCAGCUUUGUCUCGCCCACUGUACAAACAUCCAACCAGAGGCCAGGCCAGAGCGUGAAGCCUUCCCCUCGCCAACCAGUGGGCCAGUCGCCAUCCUCAUGCCCGCCCCUCGGCCAGAGAACCAGCCAAUCAUUGAGCCGUGCCUUCAGCUUGGCCUCAGCUGAUUUGCUGCGUUCUAGUGGACCAGACAGUUUCCGCGGAAAUGAGGCCUCUCCUGGCCAACCAGAUGUGGUAGUUCGACGGCAAGGAGGAUGUGUAAACGGGAGAGAACGGCCACUCUCUGCCCGUCUGGCUGGUCCAACGAAACAAAUUGGAGAUGGCAGCUUCCUAAACCAACCCAUUCACCACUCAUCCUCUCUGAAUCUGCAGACGGAGAGAUACAAAGAGCGAGAAAGAGAGAGCGGGAGGACUCCUUCAUCCCAGAAUGGCCCUCCCUCGUCCUCUUCCUUUCAUAACCAUGAGGUCGCCAUGGUUACUCCCUCCAGGGCUGUGCCAGCAAAACUGCCUAAUGAGGCCUCUGAGCAAGGGGAGGUGUUAAGAGAGGGACAGUCAGAUGACUCCUCCCACUUAAAGAAAGAAAGUGAGACCCCGACAUGUAGCUCUGCUGAACGCCCAAAAAGCACACCAGCAUCCCCUGACCCCAACAACGACCCCCAAACAGUGUGGUAUGAGUACGGUUGUGUCUAAAAACCUGGAACCAAAUAUUCUUAACUUCAGUCUGCAUGAGCUAGAUGCUGGAGCUGUGUGGACUGAGUUCUUUGUCUUGUGGAUAAAUCUUAGAAGUUUGAAGCCUGUGGUCAAACGUUGUUCCAACACAGCAACAGGCACAGGAAGUCUAUGGGCAGGACCUUGUCACAUUUAAAAACAUCUCAGCAUGAAGGACUAAAGUUUGUAUUUUCUGGUACAAACUUGUAAAUGAACAACCAAACCUGAUCCCAUACACCUGCUGCCAACAUGGCUGAUAAAAACAGUCAGUCGGGAAGCUUUGUUAAGCUAAGGAGCUGCCGGAAUUUCAGCUGUUCACAAACAUCACAUCAUAGCCCAAUUCAGAUCAUAGGAUCUGUGGUGUCGGUUCUAAUAUAAUUAUCACUAUCUCGAAGUGACCCUCAGCGGCAGAUGCAAUAUAUAGGGAUUAAGAGAUGAACAUCACACUAAAGUCUCUGACAAUGCUUGAAAUCAUGAAGCUUUGCUUGUUUGUUAUCAGCAUGUUGAGCUUGAUCCAGCAAACCACCUCUGUCCAUAUGAUGGGCUUUUCUCUUGGGCAACAAAGCUGCCAAAGGAGCUGUUUUUUUAAAUGGUGUUUCCAUUCUUGACUGUAUUUAAGGCAAAUUGUGGAUGUUUUGACCAGAUUGUGAUCCAGAUGUAAAUAUUUUUAAAGCUUUCCAAUUUGAAUAUCUAUUGAAAUGGAGAUGCAAGCUGUAGUGUCUGAAGUCUGAGAAUACAUAACACUUACAGCCCAGUUGUGGACCACAACACUAUGGGCAAUGGGCUUUGUCUAUGAGCUGGAACUCUGACUGCCCACUGGCUGGCCCUGCAAAUGUUUACCUGGCUGCCAGCAGUUCUGCAGAAUUGUUGACAAUGAAUUAGCCCUCACCAAGACUGACUGAACUAAAGUUAAGAUGACCAGAAGCACGAGAGCAACUGAAUGUAUUAGAUUUACCCUCCCUUUUUCUCACCUCUUCCUCUUCUCUGUUAUGUAGAAAAACACUGAAAGAGGAAUUACAGAAACCUGGGGGUUCUUGCAAAGGGAGAGGAUUCAAGUGGAAUAGAAAAGGGUGUAAAGAUAGAGAGAAAGUAGGUUAGAAUAAAUAGAGGGAGGCUGCGAUGGACACAGAUGAAUUGAUAGAUAUAGGGAUGGAUAGAGUGAUGGGAGGAUGAACAGAUAAACAAGACAGAGAUGGAGGGGCCCCACCCAUUUAAAUUAUAGUCUUUCUCCCUCCAUCUUUAGAUUCUGUCCCAGCAUGCAACACUGUGACACUUUACUGGAAAUGUUGCUCUGUCCAAGCCAACACUAGAUUCAAAAACACACACGCACACACACACACAUACAGUAUAUGUAAUGAUGCAGGCACAGACAGUGUCCUUCAGGGAACCUUGGUUGUGUGGCUUUUCUUACCGUUGAACUGGACUUAAUUUACACUCGCGUGCUAACCCUAACCCAUACACAUGCAUGGACACACACACUCCGCUGAGUAAACCACAGCAUACUGCUGCAUGCUAAGUAAACCCACAGUUUUAGGCGCUGCACAACAGACAGUGAGGGCGAUGGAUUCUGAGCCUGGAACCACUGUGAUCUGGAUAAUUAGAGUUGUGCCUAUAAUUUAUUAACUGUGGCAAUAGUUUUUAUGAGAAUAAAUGAAUACACAGUGUUUAGCAGCUUAUUCUGUCUAUAUGUGCACAUAGAAUAGAAAGCUUUAUUGUCAUUGUACCCUGUACAAUGAGAUUAACACACUUAACUUUAGCACAUAUGCUAUGCUGUUAGUAAGCAUAGCUACUGAGUAAGCAUUUUCUGAAAUGGAAAAAAAUCUUCAAUAACAGUUUGUGUUUUACAUUUUAGUUAUUUCCUAAGCAAAAACUACACAUGCCAUCUGCUUCCAUCUUCUAUCUGUGAUGCCCGCACCAGCAUUAGAUGAUCAUUGUGUGUGUGACCAGCUAUAUGCGUUUGAUUGUUGUACUGCUAUAGUCUGAGUUUACUUGCUGCCAGCUGUGUAAGCAAGCACUGACACAACAUGUUCCAUUUAUAUGAGGCUCAAGUGAAACACUGAGAUCAGAUGUAGUUUGUGUGUUUGUAGCUCAGACAUUCCAGAUUCCCUUACAUUUGCAACACUGAUAAAGGUGUUUUCUAAACAUUAAAUUUAGCAGAUAAUUCAAACUCAACAUCCAUAAAGCACUACUCAUUUCAAAAUUAUUAGCAGAUCAUAUUAAUAGAAAAAAUAAGUAAAAAAUUCAGUUGUUAGACAGAAUGACCAGAUGGAAAUGUCCAAAAAUAAUACUGUGUAACAAUUUUUACAUUACAACAAAACAGUCCCUUCUGCAAAUUUUGAACACUUAAUGUAUCUAAUAUAACCUUAGAUAUUAAAGGGACAGCUCAUCAGUGUAAUAGCUGACAUAUAUAUAUUGGUUCACACUUUAUUUAUCGUCAUAUGGCACAAACCUUAGAAGUAAAUUUGAUAUGCUAUUAAGUCAGCCCAGCUAAUAUUCUUAGACUUCUCUCGACCACACCUGACCUAAACUGACAUGUUACACAUCAUGUUUUUCUCUCAGUGGCACAGUCUCACAAAUUAUUCUAUUCUAUUAUAAUUAUUCUAUUCUAAUUAUUAAGUUCCCACAAAGACACCUUGAUACACCACUUUUCCUUAGGUUUAUCACUUUUAUUCUUGACCGAAGGUCAAACAUGAGUCUAAGGUUUCCUGCAAACACAGUUUGUUGUCAUCGCUGGUUGUUUACACAUAUGUGAUGUAUUCUGUGGUGAACAGAGUGAAGAGGAAGAUGAUGGAAAUUAAUUUGUGUUUCUUGGAAAACAAAUUUGAAAAAAUGAAUCUCACAAUAGUGACACGGAUCCACUGAAGUUAUGUCUGUACUGCUUUAAAUACACAUCUGAUCUUCCUGCAUUAUAACUGAUUGACAACAAACAUUCCUGAAAGCAGCAGAGUGAGGAGGAGGAAGAUGUAACACUGGAGUUGUGAAAAUGAAGUCCAUCACUAAACCUUACGCUAACAUUCUUAACAAAAAGCAAAUGACAUAUGCAACAAGCUAAAUUAUUUUACCUGUAACAUUUGUACAUGAUGUCAGAUUUUAUAAACAAGUAAAAUGACAGAAGACAUGGUAUACAUUUUGUAAAAUCUUCUGGAACUUGAAAAUGUUUGUUGAUACCAAAACAAAUUCCUGUAAACUGGUUAAACCCUGUGAAUCCAGUAAAGCUUUGAUAGAUGUAGAUUUGUUUUAAUACUUCAGAAGUUUAUAUAGUAGUGAGAUGAUGUGACAUGAUGUGAAACACUGUAGGAUGAUCCUGUUGAUAGUUUACCUGUUUACCUGUUUUCAGUUGGUGUGUGUUGUCUUUGUUCUGCCUGUACAUUUCAUCACUGUUUCUUAAAGAUGUGUGUCUGUGUAUGUCAGUUUCAGUUUUCCAAUGUCGAAAUGGGAAAAAUAAUUAUUCACAGAAGCAAUUUUCUUGUUAUUGUAACACACCAUCUCACACACACUUUAUCCAAGUUUGUUUCGUAAUGUUACUGUUGGCUUUCUGGGAGAUUUGCCUGUCUGGCCCGUUUAUGUUUUUGUGUAUGUCUUUCUGCUUUGCUGACUACCUGUUUUUUGACCAGUCCACCUGCCUUACUUUUCUAAACUGUGGCAUCCUCAUUCUAUGACACCUCUGUGAUCCAUCACUCUUGGUUUAUGUGUCUUAGCACCGUUGUGCACACUUAACUGAAAUAAAAGAAGAGCUGCUAGGCAGCGUCACAUGAGGGAAGUGAAAGCAGAAGGUGAAGUGGAACUGACGUCACAGACUUCUCCUGCUCUAACUGGAAUAACUGCUACUGUAACUGAGGAGGCUGAUGUUAUUCAACUCAAAAGCGUUUUCUAAUAAAGAUCUCUAAUAUUGAACUGA